Dendronephthya gigantea is the source of this 789-nucleotide messenger RNA. Its product is annotated as asialoglycoprotein receptor 2-like. The record is from RefSeq and is a predicted model, not a curated record. Lineage: Eukaryota; Metazoa; Cnidaria; Anthozoa; Malacalcyonacea; Nephtheidae. The transcript has 5 exons. The coding region runs from base 1 to 789 and encodes 262 amino acids. Gene Ontology annotation, molecular function: signaling receptor activity.
AUGUCGUUAAGUUCUCAAGCGAGUGGUGAAGCAGUGGACGUAUGUUACGACGGUCCAAAAGACGGUUCACAGGAUGAGGAUGGAACAGCAUUAGGACAAUAUUAUGCCUGGUUGCGAAAUCGCCGUUUGGAAAGUAAUGCCACGACUUUUCUUAACCUAGUUCGCGUGAACUUUGCUAUUGAGUGCAUUCUGGAGUGUGCACAGGAUAAAACAAGAUCUUGUAGAUCUGUUAACUACAAAAUAUCCUCAACUUCUGAAGGAGAACUAAAUUGUGAAUUACUCAAUGUCGAAGAAACAGAAGAAAAUUUAAAGAAGAACGAGAGUUAUGAGUACUACGUUGUCCACAACAAUAGAGAAGCGGCUCAUAAUCCUCCAUCAAGUCUCAAGCCUUCAACAACACAAAAAACAGACCGGUGUCCGUCAACUACCUGGAAAAGUUUUGGCAACUGCUGUUAUCAUAACAAUUCUAAUGACCUAACCUCACCGAGAGCGGGCAAUCAUUGUGAGAGCAUUGGCGGGCACCUCGUCACAAUUACGGGAGCUGAUCUCAAUGAUUUUCUUGUUCAGACAUACUUAAGCCAGACAGGAACGGUUUGGAUAGGCUUGAAGAAAUGUGGGAAGAGUUGUUGCUAUCCAGAUAGAAAUGUAGCGAACUACACGAACUGGGCGAAUGAAGAACCUAAUAAUGUAGGAGGGGCUGAAUCCUGCGUCCAGAUGUACAAAGAUGGGCAAUGGAAUGAUAAUAAAUGUGAACGCAAAUUCUCGUCAAUAUGCGAAAUCUGUAUGUAA